Molecule: messenger RNA, 1849 nt
Organism: Eleginops maclovinus (Patagonian blennie)
Lineage: Eukaryota; Metazoa; Chordata; Actinopteri; Perciformes; Eleginopidae
Gene: c9h19orf25
Product: chromosome 9 C19orf25 homolog
Source: RefSeq, a predicted model, not a curated record
CAGACGUACUGACGUGGCAGGGACACGUCACGUUGACGUGCGGUGUGGUACGUCCAUUCAUCUCUCCUAACCUAGGUCGUGUAUACCGAACAUUUUUGAAUUUUCAGGAGUAUUUUCGUAAUUUCUCUCCCUACGGUGCGGUUUAAAUUGCAGAAGACAUUCCGGAUCAUUCCUGACGCCCGCCGCUUUGUUUUAGAAAGACGACUAAACACUAGCAAAGGUGUAGUCUGGUCUGCAGCACGAUGAAUCUUGGUUCUAAAAACAAAAAGCGGGUGGUUCUGCCCAGCCGUCCCGAGCCCCCCACUGUGGACCAGAUCCUGGAGGACAUCAUCAGAGCCGCCCCCAGUGACCCGGUCUUUAGCAUCCUGGAGAAGACUGGACAAAACUGGUCCCGGGCAGACGGUGAUGUGGACCAGAGGUUCCGGCAGUGUGCUCAGUAUCUGGACCUGACUGAGCGACUGCAGGAGGCUCGGGGCAGGCUGCAGCAGCAGAGGGAGGAGCUGCGAGCGGCGGGGGAGCGGCUGCAGAGCGAUGUGGCAGAGGUCAGAGGUCAAACUCUCUGACCCGUCUCUGUCAGAGACUCUCCUCUGCUUCUCUGCUUGGACUUUCAGUUCAGAGGGAUGCUGGUUCAGCUAGAUCAGUCAGACCUAUCUAAGUGCCCUUUAGCCAAACAGCCCAGUGUAGGAGCUCCUGACCUCUGGAUGCAUGUGAGGGUUGUUGCUGAUGGUAAGAGUGAAUAGAAUGAAGGUAAUCAGGCUGAGAUCUUGACUGAUACAAUAGUCACAGCCAUUAUCAAUUGAAGUUGCAGUUAACUCCUUCUAUCAAUACUAGAAAUACUGACAUAAAUCACAAACAAUUACUAAAUAAAUUGGGUUGAUUUCUACUUUUGCUUUUCCGGUGUACGAGCUUAAAAUCGUAUGAUUAUGAUGAUUACUUAAUUUUUUUUCUGGGAAGUCGUUGUGUUUUUAGGAGGGACAGGACAUGGCAAUGUCACACCACACCACUGCUGAGUCUCUGCUCACCGUCAUCUUGGAUCAUAACAUCAAAAAAGGCGAGCGACAUUAAAGCAGCAGUCAUAAAGUUUGGUAUAUCAGUUUGCUGCUUUAGUAAAUAUCAAACUGGUUCUGGCAUUUGUCAUGCUAUGACGGACAGCUAACACAUUCUCAUACAGAGUCUUUAAUAGUUGACAUAGGGUGUGAUUAUACUCAAUCAAAAAUAAAUGUAGCAAUUUUAGCAUUUGUUGUUAAUCAGAUCUAUGUACAGUUUUGCAAUGUGUUUCGACUGAGUGUAGGGUCAAUAUUUGCCUUGUUUUCUUCACCAGGUUCAGUCGUGUAAAUUCCCAUAUCUCAUUGUUUUCCUAAAUUAUUCUGUACAAGAAGUGAAGUUUCUAAAUUUUCCACAAAGUGCAAAUGUUAAACAUUCUCAUCCUGAGCUCUGAGGUGUACAGACCGGAUGAAGGUUUUUGCAGCAUCAAACCUCUCUGGUGCUGAGGAGCCUCCAUUGUUUUGAAUUGUCUGGUGCAGUUAAGAGGGCGACACGUGUUAUUGCAUAUUAACAUUUUUUUUCUCAGGUCCAUAUAAAGUUUUAACCAGGUUUUUCUUGCAGUGAUUUAUUUGCAAAUCAGAUCUUCACCAUCUCCUUCCUGUAAGUGAUGAAUGACUAAACCUGCAGCUAUUUGAAGCUAUCAUGAGGCUUCAGCAGCCUAAGGUUACCAAAUAUAAUCAAGUAUAUAAUAUAUGUAUUUAUCAUUCAAGCUUACAGUGCUUUUAGUGCAUGCAUCUCUCAUGGUCUGCCUCGUCUAUACUGCUGAAGCCCUUUUCAAUAAAUAAACUUGUAUUUUUUCAUUAAA